UUAUGAUCCGUCAAGUUUUUUCAUUUAUAAUUUAAAUGAAAAACUUUAUACAAAUUAUAUGAUAUUAUUGGCAAUCGUUACAAUAUUAGGAUUACAAGUUCAAUAUAGUUUUCAUUUUAAACCAGUGGACACUGAUUCAUUCAUCAUCAUUUAUGAAUUGACCGUGAAAACAUGGCAACAUUAUCUUAAAUGUAAAUGUUCGGAUAAUGAAAAAUUGAUGAAAUUUCAAAGUUUUUUGCGAAAAAAUCCACCACCACAAAAAUUACCAUCAAUACCAUUAUUACGUUCAAUUUGUCGUCAUUAUCAUUGGUUAUUAUGUCGAAUAAAAUUUGAGCUGUUUUUCCAUUAUGUUGAUAAGAAAAAAUUGGAAUCACAACAAUUUGCAUCGAUUAAAACGAUUCUUUCAUGGCAAUGUCGUUCUGCAUUAGUAUUGGGACAGAAUAUUUUUGAAUUUAUAUUCUGUUACAUCAUGGUUUCCUCUUCCUUAAUAUUGAUUGGUUUUCCCUUCAGAUUCUAUCAUUCGAUUGGUGAAGCAUUUCAAUUUUAUCAAUGGAAUCGCGUACCAUUGUUUAUGAUUGAUUCAUUGUUUAUUUUCUAUACAUUUUUCAUUAUGAUACAAUCAUUUACAUUUGGAGUGUAUUGUAAUCUGAUGUUUUUCAUAUUUCAUUGGUUUGAAAUUGAACGUAUGCAACGUAGUUUUAUUCAAAUAAGAAUUGAAAGUCAAAGAACCAAUCGAAUCAUUCUGCUAGAUCGUAUCGCUGUUUAUCGGCCAACAUUACGAUAUAGUUUGUUGAAUCAAUUAAAAAAAAAUUAUCGUGAAUAUCAUCAACUGAUUACAUUGUAUCGUACUGCAUAUACAGAAAUAUGGGGUCGUGUAACAUUUGUUUAUCUUGUCAUUAGUGUACCAUUGAAUGGAAUGUGUGUGCUUACAUUGAAUACACCGGAUCUAUUUUACGAUCAAAUGGCUACCGUAUUACUUAUGCUUAUCUGUCAUAGUCUUAGUAUCACCGUGAUGAUGUUUGGUAUUGCUAUGCAAACAGAAACCUUACAUAUAUUUUCCAAAUAUCUCGUACCUAUUAUUCAAUCGAUUGGCUAUCGAAAUAGUCUGUCUAUUAAAUUUAAAUAUGAAGAUUGGUUCAAUCGUUUAUUAUUUGGACCUAAAUAUGGCCCAAAUCUUACAAUAGCCGGUACAUUGACAUAUAAUUCCAUUGUUAAAGCGAUAAUCAUUUAUAUUGGAUUUUUAAUCUACAUUCUUGAUCAUUUCCAUAAUGUUUAUGAAUAUGAUCAAUAAAUUCAUUUCAAC
This is a messenger RNA of Dermatophagoides farinae (American house dust mite), 1303 nucleotides long. RefSeq lists its product as uncharacterized. NCBI's taxonomy places the organism in Eukaryota, Metazoa, Arthropoda, Arachnida, Sarcoptiformes, Pyroglyphidae. The record is from RefSeq and is a predicted model, not a curated record.